AUGAAGAGCUUAAACUGCUUUAGUGGACGUGCGAACGUCGAGAUGGAGUCGGAACUAGAGGCAGCAUCCAAGUUGGUCGAACGUGCAUUUAUCCGUAUUCAAAAGUCAGAAAGAAAAGCUAAACACGUGCAACAGGCUAUCAAAGACACGCGCAAGGACAAGAUAGAAGAGAUGGUGACGCAUUUGCAGUGGCUUUUGGAGCACAAGAAGCAAUUGGAACAAGAUCUUGAUGUCUUGGACAAGAAAUUGAAGGAAAAGCGAAUGAGGAUCAAGGAAAGAACAGGGUGA
Peronospora belbahrii is the source of this 288-nucleotide messenger RNA. The record is from the annotation of a GenBank genome assembly. Lineage: Eukaryota; Oomycota; Peronosporomycetes; Peronosporales; Peronosporaceae.